GUCGACUUCUUCAGUUUUGAUAGGGGGAUUGUAUUUACUCGUCCGACAGCGCACGUGAGAGUGAUGUCGUUGCUUUUUAUUUGCAUUUCUUGAAAUACUGUGUUACCGCCAUGACAGCAUUAUCAAAUUUAGAAGAAGACUUUAUUCUGAAAGCGAUCGAGGAAUCAAAGAGACUUGAUGGCAGGCAACCAUACGACUACAGAAGAACCAAGAUAGAGUUUGGUGUAGAGAGGGGAUGCUGUAUGGUGCAUAUGGGUGACACAAGGAUUUUAGCCCAGGUAUCAUGUGAAGUUGUUGAACCCAAGGAAAACAGACCAAACGAAGGUCAACUCUUCGUGAACCUUGAACUCUCACCUAUGGCAUCAACCACCUUUGAAGCAGGGAGACUAUCUGAUUAUGGAAUUGAGCUAAACAGAUUACUUGAGAGGACUGUCAAAGAUUCAAGAGCAGUGGAUGUGGAAUCAUUGUGCAUUGUUGCUGGUGAAAAGGUUUGGAAGAUAAGACUAGAUGUACACGUUUUGAAUCAUGAUGGUAACAUAUUAGACUCAGCUUGCAUAGCUGCCUUAGCAGCUCUAUCACACUUCAGAAGACCAGAUGUGACUGUAAUUGGAGAGAGCGUCACCAUACACUCACCACAAGACAGAGACCCUGUACCUCUCAAUGUUCAUCAUAUACCUGUUUGUGUUACCUUUGCAUUCUAUCACAAAGGGAAGAGGUUACUUGUAGAUCCAACCGAGAAGGAAGAGAAGGUGAUGGAGGGAACGAUGGUUGUUGGUAUGAACGUUCACAGAGAGUUAUGUACGAUGCAGGUCACUGGUAGUAUGCUCAUACUCAAAGAGCAGAUCAUACGAUGUUGUCAGAUUGGUGUGGUGAAGGUAUCAGAGCUUACAGAACUCAUCAAACAAGCUCUAGAGAAAGAUAAAACAGCAAGAGCGGAGGGUAAGAAGUUUGGUUUUGCUGAGUCCCAUCCUAAGAAGUCAAUCACAAGUAAAGUCAUUCCUGAGCAGACCCUCGACACAUCGGAUGUAGAAGAUGAAGUCAGCCGUAUCAUGGAGACUGCUGAACUUCCGGAACAAGUAUCAAGCAAGCUAGAAAUCAAAAAGCCUGGAUUAGGUCAGAUAGGAGACGGGUUAACAAACUCUUGGCUUGAUGAUGGUGAUGCAGACGAAGCGGAGGAGGAGGAGAAUGGAAACAGUAAGGAGGAGGAUGAGAUGGAAGGAGCAAUAGGAUCAGAAGAUGAAGAUGAAGAGGAGGAGGAGGAGGAGGAGGAGAAGAAGAUGAUUGUAACAAAACCUAAAGCUAAAGACAAAAGAAAAGGAAAGUCCAAGGCUUAUGUAUCAGACAGUGAAGAAGAGGAAACGUUCACAUUAGACAAUGCUGAUCUUGAUGUUAUUCAAGGGACAAAAUCACAGAAACUAUCAGAAGAAUUGGAUCUUACAGCUGCGUUGAAAAAACCCUCAGACAAGACUAAAUCUAGAGGAAACACCAGAGCUAAAGGAGGAAAGAAGAAAUGGAAGAAAGAGCAGAACAUCAAAGAUAGGCCAUGAGGAUACAAAAUACAGAUAAUGCAAAGGACAAACAGACAAGUAUGAAGAACACCAGUCCAGAGGAGGAGAAGCAGCUUGACAGACUAGUUUUGAAGACUGAUCCAGAUUCAGCAAUGAAUGGAUCUGACAACUCUUGCUAUCAUUGCUAGCUACUGGAUUUUCUCACCUCUACCAUAUUCCAGUUCGUCUGUUUAUUCUAUACCUGAGGGGUAGACUAGAAACUUUGUGCAGACUACGCCUACUUUUCCCUCUGUAUGCCAAAUAUUCUCAAGAGACCAUCAAAUUAUGUGGAUGAAUUCCAUUUUGUGGGAUUUGUACUCUUGCCUUCAGCUCACUCUAAGAUGCCGUAUCUUAUAUCUUUAUAUACAUGUAUUUUUUGGAUGUUCUAAAAAGUCUGCUUAUUGAUUUCUCUUAUUUCUUGCUCUCAUUCACAAAAACUGCUUUCAACUUUUAUUUUCCCUUUGGAGAUACCCCAAAAUAUGCUUAGCAUUCUGAGCUUUCCAUGUAAUUCAGUCAGAGCUGCUGUAUCAA
Strongylocentrotus purpuratus (purple sea urchin) is the source of this 2078-nucleotide messenger RNA. RefSeq names its product exosome complex component RRP45 (gene exosc9). The transcript is spliced from 12 exons. Gene Ontology annotation, biological process: nuclear mRNA surveillance; U4 snRNA 3'-end processing; TRAMP-dependent tRNA surveillance pathway. The coding region runs from base 111 to 1547 and encodes 478 amino acids. The record is from RefSeq and is a predicted model, not a curated record. Gene Ontology annotation, cellular component: cytoplasmic exosome (RNase complex); nuclear exosome (RNase complex). NCBI's taxonomy places the organism in Eukaryota, Metazoa, Echinodermata, Echinoidea, Camarodonta, Strongylocentrotidae.